Molecule: messenger RNA, 868 nt
Organism: Parasteatoda tepidariorum (common house spider)
Lineage: Eukaryota; Metazoa; Arthropoda; Arachnida; Araneae; Theridiidae
Source: RefSeq, a predicted model, not a curated record
GUCCUAUGGAAAAUUUUGUAAGCAUAUUUUCUGCUAGAACAGCUGUUGGGCAUGAUAAAGAUGGAAAUGUUGUAUUUCUUCAAAUUGAUGGGAAAUCCAACAUAGAUGGCAAAGGGCUUUUGGAGCCAGGUCCAAGAUGUUCCGAUGAUGCUGUUCAAAAGCAAACUGAAAAGGUAAAUUUGCAUGACAUGGAAGUACUUCUGAAAGAGUUUGGGGUAGUAAAUGCUAUAAAUUUAGAUGGAGGAGGAUCCUCAACUCUUGUUAUAAAUGGUACUACAGCAAACUACCCAUAUGAUGAAUGUCCUAAUGAAUCAUUUUCUUGUGACCGCAAAGUCAGUACAGUUUUGUGUGUUCACGAACCUUACUGUGAUCCCAUUGAUUGUAAUCAUCAUGGUACAUGUACUAUGGGUAAAUGUGCAUGUGAAGAAAACUGGUUACCACCACGCUGUGAUAAACUCUUUUGUGGUGAAACUAACUGUUCAAAUAAUGGAAUCUGUUUGAGUGAAGGUUGUCAUUGCCAUCCAGGAUAUAUUGGAAAAGAAUGUAAUGAAACGUGUCCUGAAGGAUGGUUUGGUAGCAUGUGCAAAUCACGCUGCAAGUGUACAAACUCUGUGGGAUGUGAUCCUGUUUCAGGCACCUGUGUUUGUCAAAAAGGAUUUACUGGAGAAAUGUGUCAGCAAACUUGUCCUCCGGGAUUCUUUGGUAUCAAUUGCCAAUUUAAAUGUCAGUGCAAUAAUACAUGCUGUGAUCCCAUAAGAGGAUCUUGUAGUGUUCCUUACAAUUCCAGUAUUUACGGCUAUUCAAAAUGUAUAGCACAACUUAUUGUUGAUGAUCAGCAUUUAAUUAAGGAUAAUCCUAGUGAAAGAUG